AUGAACUGCUCAAUGACAUUUCUUGUUCAACAGAGUAGAGCAACGCGGUCAGUUACUCACACCAAUCGAUAUUGUUCCCAAUUCUUGACAGAUGUGUCCGUUGAUGGUGUAAGACCGUACGUCUGUCAAGUCUGCGAAAAGGCCUUCAAACACAGGCAUCACCUAACCGAGCAUAUUCGACUUCACACCGGUGAAAAGCCCUUUAAAUGUCAAAAUUGUGGAAAAACAUUUUCCCAUUCAGGAUCCUACUCACAGCACAUGACUUUCAAGCAUCGUUGCAGUAGGGACACCACUAGACGUGAUUCCAAUGAAAACGAUUCCAGUAACCCAAAUAACUCUCAACAAGAGUGA
Messenger RNA from Rodentolepis nana, 351 nucleotides. NCBI's taxonomy places the organism in Eukaryota, Metazoa, Platyhelminthes, Cestoda, Cyclophyllidea, Hymenolepididae. The record is from the annotation of a GenBank genome assembly.